AUGAAGUCAGGCGUUCGGUUCUGUGCCGCGGUGCUCGUUAGCCUCCCGCUCCUUGCCGGCUGUGGCCGCCAGGAGAGCAUCAAGAUCGACGGGUCGAGCACCGUCUACCCGAUCAGCGAGGCGGUCGCCGAGGAGUUCCGGGAGGAAAGGCCGGGCGUCCGCGUCACGGUCGGGCUCUCCGGCACGGGCGGCGGCUUCAAGAAGUUCACCGCCGGCGAGAUCGACAUCUGCGACGCGUCGCGCGGCAUCAAGCCCGAAGAGGUCGAGGCCCUCGCCGCCGCCAAGGUCCCUUACACCGAGCUCUCGGUCGCCUUUGACGGGAUCGCGAUCGUCGUGAACCCCGAGAACGAUUGGUGCGACACGCUCACGGUCGAGCAGUUGGCCUCAAUCUGGCGGCCGCUCGAUGACUCGCCCGUCAUGAAGUGGAACGAGCUCAAUCCCGAGUGGCCCGACGAGGAGAUCAAGCUCUACGGCCCCGGCACCGACUCGGGGACCUUCGAGUACUUCACGGAAGUAAUCGUCGGCGAGGCCAAGUCCUGCCGUAGCGACUUCGCGGCCAGCGAAGACGACAACGUCCUGGUGACCGGCGUCGCUGAGGACAAGUACUCGCUCGGCUACUUCGGCUUCGCCUACUACGCCGAGAACGAGGACAAGCUGAAGCUCAUCGGCGUCGCUCAGGGCGAAGCCGAACCGGUGCGUCCUUCGCUCGAGACGAUCCGCUCGAACGAUUACGCGCCGCUGUCGCGGCCACUAUACCUGUACGUCCGCAACGACCUGCUCACCAAGCCCGAGGGCCUGGAGUUCGUCGAGUUCUACCUCGACCAGGCCGGCAAGAUGGCGGAAGAAGUCGGAUACGUCCCCGUGUCGGACGAGGUCGCGGCCGAGAACCAGAAGCGUUUCGAAGCCGCCAAGCCGGCUAAGUAG
Molecule: messenger RNA, 924 nt
Organism: Symbiodinium sp. CCMP2456
Lineage: Eukaryota; Dinophyceae; Suessiales; Symbiodiniaceae
Source: the annotation of a GenBank genome assembly